Molecule: messenger RNA, 1017 nt
Organism: Lingula anatina
Lineage: Eukaryota; Metazoa; Brachiopoda; Lingulata; Lingulida; Lingulidae
Product: hemicentin-1
Source: RefSeq, a predicted model, not a curated record
AUGCGGACGGUGUCGUACAUGGUCAUAGUGCAGUGCUUGUUCGUGUGCGACGUGGCGCUCGCUCAGCGCUCAAUUAGACAAGUUAGGGAUAUUUUCAAGGAAUUGAAGGAUCUUCUUGGAGGAGACGUGUACAAGACAAACAAGGGACAGGUCAACAACACAGUCCAAGUUAUAGAGGGAUCAGUAAAAAAUACAGCGGAGGUCACACUAGCCAAAUUCCAGUGGUCUACAGCAGGAACAGGUUCAGACAAACACGUCAUCGUGGACAGUCUGGUGUCAGAUGUCUAUGUGGAGGCUCAAGGAGAAACACAGACCCCAUCUCUGGCCUUUUAUCAUCCAAAUGGAAGCCUGUACUCCAGAUUUGAAGAGACGCGGGCAGGGACAUUAGUUCGUCGCUAUCAUAUAGCAAAUGUCACCCCAGGCAUGUGGACAAUACGGCGACAGAUCAAAGACACGUACGACCUUGAGGUGACAGGGAGAAGCACGCUGGACUUUACCUAUCAAUUCAUGGACCCUGACACCGGGGACAUGUUCCCCUUAACAGGACUACCAAUACCUGGCACGGCAGUGAAACUUGAUACGCGACUCACAGCAAUAGACGACAUAGCCAACGUGACCAGGGUAAGCCUCGUUGACGGCACUGCGCGGGAACUAUAUGGUACGACUCCUGUCCAGGGAGCCGGGAAAAAUAGAAAUACCUUUCGGUCCUCAGUGACGAUUCCAGAACAGCCUUUCCGAAUCUCUCUACAAGGAACAGACAGGGUCGGUUAUAUUUUUGUAAGGCAACAGUCGGCCGCCAUUUCGCUGCAAAAUACUAUGACAACGACUUGCGUACACGUAUCAUCAAGUACGUUGACUACAGCACACCCUACCGUCGAGGAACACAAGAAAAACCAACAGGGAGGGUCCACCUAUAAGCCUACCACAGUCACCAGUCUCUCAGGCGGCCCGUCCAUUACACACACGUUAUUUCCAAAUGUAUUACUGGCACUCAUACUGCGGUGGUGCGUAAGUUAA